AUCGCUCCUCAGGCAGCGGGGCUCGCCCCUUCCUCGGGGGGCCUGGGCUAGGCCCGGCCCGGGACCCCGCUGUGGGAAGUCCGGGGGCGGGUGCGACGGGGUCCCCCCUCCCCGCGCGCGCACGAGCACGAGCGGCGGCGGCGGCGUGUCUGUGCCCCCGCCCGUCUGUCUGUCCCGCCAGCCUGCUCCACCCCUGGGGCACGGAGGAGGCGCCCAUCUCCUUUUCUGGCCGGGGCUAUUUGCAUAGCCCCCGCGUGCGCUGGGAGCGCGGGGAGGGGGUGGGAUCAUUCCUGAGCUCCCUUCUCUUCCCCCCCCCCCCGGGGGAUUACAGAGGAUCCCCCCCCCACCCCACCCCCAGUUUAAGACACACUGAAGGAGAAAAGCGGCUCCUCCGCCGCUUCCCGCCCCACUUCUCCCGCACCCGUCGCCUCUUGCUGCUGCUGCUGCGCCCCGGGCAGGAGCCGCUCGCUGCAGCCCGAGGGCGGAUCGGGGCCGCCGCAGACCCGCUCUCUCCGCUGCGGGACCAUGAGCCCGGGCGACGGGAGGCUGCGAGCGGCGGCGGCGGCUGCCGCCGGGCUGCCCCCAGCCGGCACCCGGUGCGCGGGGGGCGGCGGCUCCGCAGCCCUCUGCCUGCUCCUCUCGCUCACCUCGCUGGCCGCCUGCCUGCUGCUGAGCGCCAAGACGUGCGAGCUGCAGGGCAGGGUGGCGGCGCUGGAGGAGCGGGGUAGCCCCGGCUGGGCACCGGGAGCCCCCCUGAGCCCCGGACCGCUGCUCGCCCUGCUGCAGCCCCACAUGGAGCAGCUCUUCCGGGAGAAACUGGGUGAAGGAUUAGCCAAGCUGCGGACAGUGCGAGAGGCUCCAUCUGAAUGUGUCUGCCCACCAGGCCCUCCAGGAAGGCGGGGAAAGCCGGGACGACGAGGAGAACCUGGACCUGCAGGGCAGUCAGGACGAGAUGGCUACCCGGGGCCCCUUGGUUUGGAUGGCAAGCCAGGACCUCCAGGACCAAAGGGGGAAAAGGGUGAACAAGGGGACAUCGGCCCAAGGGGUGAUCAAGGUCAAGAUGGAGCUGCUGGCCCACCGGGUCCCCCAGGACCACCGGGUGCAAGAGGUCCCCCUGGAGAUACAGGAAAAGAUGGCCCCAGGGGACCACAAGGCCUUGCUGGCUUAAAAGGAGAGCCGGGGGAAGCUGGAGUGAUGGGUAUAAGGGGACCUUCAGGACUAAAGGGUGAGCCUGGUUUUCCAGGGAGAAAGGGUGAUGAUGGGACCCCAGGACAGCCAGGGCUUCAAGGGCCUAAGGGAGAGCAAGGAAGCACAGGUCCCAAAGGAGAGAGAGGAAUAGAUGGAUUGCCAGGAUCAAAGGGUGAUCCUGGUGAGAGAGGAGGAGAUGGACCCAUUGGACCAAGGGGUCCACCUGGCCUGAAGGGUGAACAGGGAGAUACUGUAAUAAUUGACUACGAUGGCAGAAUCCUGGAUGCACUCAAGGGCCCACCAGGUCCCCAGGGGCCACCGGGCCCUCCAGGAGCUCCAGGACCAAAGGGGGAGCUUGGAUUGCCUGGUCCACCUGGAGUUGAUGGGGAAAAGGGAUCUAAAGGAGAUCCAGGAAACCCUGGGAUAAUGGGACAAAAAGGAGAGAUCGGAGAAAUGGGCUUGUCUGGCCUACCGGGAAUUGAUGGGCCAAAAGGAGAGAGAGGAGAAACCGGAUCCCCAUGUUUGCAGAACAAUCAUAUCAUACCGGAACCAGGACCCCCUGGAUUGCCAGGCCCUAUGGGUCCUCAAGGAAUCCCAGGUCCUAAGGGCUUGGACGGUGUAAACGGAGAAAAAGGUGACCGUGGUGAGAAAGGGGCAAGUGGUGACGCUGGGCCACCUGGUCCUGCUGGUCCCCCGGGACUUAUUGGCUUACCAGGCACCAAAGGGGAGAAGGGCAAGCCAGGGGAACCAGGAUUAGAUGGUUUCCCAGGUCUACGAGGUGAGAAAGGAGAUAAAAGUGAAAGGGGAGAGAAGGGAGAAAGAGGAAUACCUUGCAGAAAAGGAGCCAAGGGGCAAAAAGGAGAACCAGGCCCGCCUGGGUUGGAUCAGCCUUGUCCAGUGGGAGAACGUAAUCUUAAAGGCGAUAAAGGGGAGCCAGGCUUACCAGGCCUGAAUGGGUUGAGCAUACCCUGCCCUUUGGGACCAGAUGGACUGCCAGUACCAGGAUGUUGGCACAAGUGAUCUCUAAUCAUGAAGCAUAAAGUGUGUAAAUAAUGUGACAUAUUUUGAUCUUUUAAUUUUUGUAAAGAAAAAAUCAACAGUAAUAUAUUGAACUUUUUUAUACUGGAUGCUGUCAUUUAUGGACUUUUAAAAUGUUAUAAAGUUUCCCAAGCCCAUAGGACACGCAUGGUAACAUUGGGAGUUCAUGUACAAACAAGCUGCAGUGGAUGGGAAUAAUCGUAUUUGCUGCUAAUGCUACUGUGUGGACUAACAGUACUGAGACAAUUUGUUGCCUAGUGUGCCUUAGAGCAUGGAGGAGAGAGAUCCCUCUCCUAAAUUUGGCUUUCAACUCUGCAUUUCUGUUGCACACUCACUAAAAGGGUGAAAAAACAUGGCUGAAAGCAAAAAAGAAAAGAAUGCAGCCCUAGAAAUGAAAGAAACUCAUUUGUCACCCGGCCGAGUGAAAGGACUUUCAGCUGGCAGAGAAAACAAGGCCAACCCCGUUCGCUGCUACAUGCUCCCACCCUGAUGGAAACAGUAAAGUUUUGGCUCAGUAUGAUGAACUCGGCCAUCUAUGCAUGCUUCAACUACUAAUGACAAAACUUGUAUCUCGGGAAGAAACAUACAUUUAACUUUCUGAGGUGUGUGGCUGAAGAGUUGCAAGAGUCUUGCUGGGGAUUCCAUCUUUCUUACUACAGAAUCCAGAGAACCUGGGAAACCUCAUCUGCCAAACACACUUUUUUAAAAAAUUGCUAUCUUAGGCUCGGCGCAUAAUGAGAACUCUGCUAAAGUCUUUUCUAAAGCAAGAGAGCACUUAAAAGUGCUACACUGGGAGGAUCCCAAAACUUCGAAGAGGUCACAGUAUGAAAUACAGUAUUCAAUUCCCUUGGUUGGUAGGGCUUGUUUUGUGAACAUUGUAUAAUUUGAUCUGCAUACUCAUACUCUUCCUCCACCUUCUUCUCCCUGUCUCUCUCUCUUUGCUAUAAAUGAGUUUGAACUCAGGCUCAGUCUAUACCACACAACCACUCAAAAAUACUCUGUGAUCUGUGACACAGUAAUCCCAUUCUGCAAGUUACCUUGACCACUCCAUUCCAUUCUUGAAGAAAUGAGAACAUCCAGAAAGCCUAAUGGUUUCUCUUUAUUGGAUGGGGACAGGGCUUAGCAGUAGACGCCAAUGACAUUGAAAAGUGGACAGACAAAACUUGGAAGUACUGGUAAACAGGUCAUCGGAGCCUAUAUCAGGUAAAGCCUAAUUAACCAAAAGCUCAAGACCCAGGCUUUUAGGACAUGCUGAUUUUGUAGAUGUACUAGUAGGUGAGGGAACAGGAGUAGUAAGGUAACCAGGCAGAUUGGAGAAACCUAGAGUGAUUGCACAGCCAUCAAGUACACUCGUCUUGGAUAGGAGCUGCAGCUGCAUGCCGUACAAAGUGGAAUAGCAGUGUGCCACCCAGGGGGAGGGGAAGGUGUUCCCAUCUUGGACAGAGCUGUAGAACUGGCUGAGGAGAGUUGGCUCUGAAAGGAAAAAGUUGCAUGGCAAAGUAUUGCAAUCCUUUGAUCUCUGUGCUCCUCCCAAUGCACUUCUUUAGUAGCAUAAUGUAACUAAAGAAUAAAGAGAGAGGAAACAUCAAAAUGUUGUGCCUAUGGUGCUUAUUGUGUUGAUACAAACCUUGUGUUUAGAUCAUUAUUCCAUUGAGUCUACUGGGUACAUGCAGGCUUGUGAUGAAGUGAGGAUACUGGGAUAAAGGCAAGAAUUAAUGAGCUUUGCCUGUACAAGUUAACCUAGUGCAGAGUUAAUUCCAGCUCUAAUAAAAUAAACAAGGAUAAUAUGCUCAGUACUGUAUGCUGCUCUCCAUUAAUGUCUCCAAACAGAUAGUAGAAAGUUUCAGAAUUAUGCCUACGAAUUAUCAUCAAUGCCUUGGUGCAUUAUUUUUACUGGAUUUGUCUAGGAAAGCCUCCUAGACAACAGAGAGCAUUUCCUGUACACAGAUUAAUGUUUGAAAUGGACAUACAGCUCAUCAUGAUAGAAGAUGUGGACUACAUAAAAGAUUCACAGGAAUAUGCAGUUAACUUUAUUUCUUAUAUUUGUCAGCCACUCUGGUUUUGUAUUACUUGUCUUUUUUUGUUUAAAGACUGUAAAGAUGUAUGUUGUAUUUUUUACUUUUCUCUAUAAUUAUAUUGAUUAAAACUCAGAUAAAUUAAUAGGUCAAGAAAUAGGAAUUAUAUAAUUUAACCAGCAAUAAAAAUGUGUUUUAAUUAUUUCUAAUUCAUGAAGUUAGCUAUCACUUUAAGGGGAGAUUUUGAAAGGCACAAAGGGCAGUUACGCACCCAGUUCCCUAGUUCACAUUAACAUACUCCUAUUUGGUUAUGUUAACACGAACUUAGAUAUCUUUUGGAGUACACCAACAGGAGCUACAUGGGGCAUUUAGAGUACAGCACACUGGAGUGCUUUACAAAUCACACCUUUCUAAUGCAUUUUGCCAAGGCAAUGUAAACAAGCCCUAAAGCUAGAGUGGUUUAUUUCAUUCACUGUUGUUCAGGACAGUCCUGGCCAUAUGCUGCACCCUGUCAUUUCAGUCAUGUUAAAUGCCCAAUUGUUGUUAACAGAGUUCCAGUACAGUUGCCCUGUCUGGCCUAGUCUAUGCAGAAUUUUAGGGAAAUCUUCCGCUGUUGGUCUAGUAUUCGUGUAGCACAAUCGGUGCAAGCAACAGUGUGAUUGCACCAGUGCUAUAAUAGUAGUGGGAGAUCUUGCUAUAAUUCCUAAUGGGAAGACUUCCUCUGGCCUUUACUACUUUCCAAAUAUUUCCCAUCAUUGCAAGCUCCAGUUCCGUGCCACCAGCAUACAGACAUUGGGAGCCUGAGGUUGACUCACUGCCAGUAUUUUAAACAACCUGAUGAUUAAGCCUGCCCUUGUGGGGGGAACUGUAGUUUGCAGUUGAUGCAAUUACAUACUUGGAGGUUAAUCAAGGAAUGUUUCUCCUAGUUAGGAAAGAGAUUGGGAGAAAACCCAAACUGACUCCAAACUGAAAAUAUUUCUUUUCAAGCCUUGAUGGUUAUUUUUGAUAAUUAGAUCAAGAAAUCAAGAUGUUGCCAAAUACUUUAUUUUCUUUCAUCCAUUCAUAGAUGCUGACAUUUUCUGUAUAUAUAAUGAUGAUGAACUUAUUUCUCCUGUAUAUUUAAAAUCUCUAUCUAUGAAUGUUUUCUCCUAAUGCUAAAGCUGAAAUAUUUCUUAUGUGUUUUCUAGAAAACCAAAGGAUAAAAUGUUUCUUAGUCAGUUUUUCAGUUUUAUAUGUUUGGUGUCUGAUGGUCUUUAACUAAACAAAUCACUGAUAUGUGCUUUUUGAACUGGUCAUUCUUGUUAAUGCUAAAACUGAAAAGGAUGGAAUCUACCCACGUCAAAAAUAUUAAGCAUAUUCCAUAUUUUUUAAGCCUUUCAGAUAUAUUACCAUGGUUAUCUACUAUCAAAAGGUUGUACGUUUGUUAUGGCCAAGACUUCCAUGACAGAAACCCUGCUCUUAGGGUUGUUUUUUUCGAUGUUUGUUUGUGUUUUUGUUUUAUUUAGUCACAGGGUCAAAUUCUUAGAUGGUGUAAAACUAGCAUCAGUCCACGACAGAGCAAGGAUCUUUCAUGAAUUUUUACAAAUUUUGGCCCCAAUCCUGCAGUUAGACCUCUGCAGGCAGACCCUUCCACCAACAGAGAUCCAACUACAGGAUCAGGACUUUGGUGUUCUCUACACACUAUGUAGAGGAGUUUGAGUUUUCAACUAUUAGCUAAACACCACUAAAUUGUGUUAUUCAAUUCACUAUAAAAUAAAUGGUAUUUAUUUAAAUAUUCUCAUCACUUCCUAUGGCAAACAAAGUAUUGUUAUGCCAUAACACUUCCAGAUUUAUUGCCAUGACAAACAGCCAGCCUCUGCCAUAAAUAACCUUUCAUAAUAUAUAAUUAUGCAUCCUUUUGGUAUGAAAAUUCAAUAAACAAAACUAGAUGUACAGAAUAGUUGAUUUUGGUAGAUUGCAUGGCAACUGAACGGUUGUUUAAUGCUGCCCCCUAGAGGAUAUGUUUUCUAACAAAAUAAGUAGCUUUAUGUCAGGGAGAGGGGAAUCUGAUUUUUCUGAUGUUAAUUUGGGGGAGAAGUAUGGAUAACUCAUGUAUUUUUAUGGUUGAAAUAUCUCUGUAAAACAACAGAAUAUUUAUUUAAAUACAGUUUCAUAUUUUCAAUUUUUUUCAUUUUCUGACAUGUCAUCAUAAUGGGAAACACCAUAAACUUCUCAUUUGUUCUUAUUUAAUUGUUGUCCUAGUAAUUAAUUCACUGUGCUUCUUAGAUAGACAAAAAAAAAUUUGCCUGAGAUUGCCAGCCAAACUUCUUUGAAAGGAGAGAAAACUUUUAAAUAUUUUCCAUAUUGUCAACAGAUUUAUCUGAACAAUGAGCCAAAUGUACAAAUAAAGAAAAUUAAAAAUCUGACUAUAAAAUGUAAACAAUAAAAGCUGCUCUUAAAAAAAUUAUCCUUAGACAAGUACUAUAUGUUCUUGGCCCAAUUCUGCUCAACAGAAUUUACACCAGUGUAGCAAAGAGUAGAAUUUGGCCAUUUUUUUUUUUUUAAUGGUACUUGUUUCCAUUAGGAUGCACUGUAACCUCGGUAUUGCUUUCCCUCAUUUUAUGCAUGAUUGUUUUUACUUCAUAAGCAUUUUUUUACCUGACAAUGAUAAAAACAGUAGAUUUGUAAGUAAAUAUUUGCUGGUGCACUUAAUAAAUGGGGCUUCCUAUCUGUUAGCAAUAAAGUUUUUGAAGUAUUUAAUGAAAUGUUUUCACUGAUUUCAAGCUGCCCAAAUCACUUUAAUUUGCACAGCUGGCACAGAUGUGACAUACUGCCUUGCGUGUUACUGACCUUGGCAGCCUUACAAGACAACCUUUAUGAAGAGAUGAACUGUUCUUGAACUGUUUCACUGUUACGCUAAGAAUAACUAUUCUACUAAUGCAGAAAAUUAGGAAGCAAGAACAACUGAUCACUUUAGUCCAUCCCCACUGCAUUUUAUUAGAGGAUCAACCAGUCUUUGGCAGCUGUACCCAAAAUUGUUAUAAAUCCCAGAUAUGAAUCUAAUCCAGUUUUAAAUACUUUGGUGACUAGUAGCUUCAUCUACUUCCUUUGGUAGUCUACUGAACAUCAAAGUAAACCACUGAGUACAAUUACUCUUCUUAAUUUGCACUCAGUCUCUCUUGCUUGUAGUUGGUUCAUGAUUUAAUACAUAGUUUUAAUUGUGUGACUCUUGCAUGUAUUUCUAUUCCAUUUAAUCAUCAUGCAAAAAUGUUCUAGCAUUAUUUUGUGGAAUAUGAGCACAGUGAGCAGUGAAAACCUGUCAUUUCAAUAAUUUAAAACUGAGCUGAACAAGGCACAUGAGCAUAUACUGCAGAGACUAUGCAGUAUUCUAGAGAGUUUAGGGGGAGCCAGAAAAAGAUAUUGAGGCAUCAGUUUUCAAUGCAUUAGAACUGGCAGUUAUCAAAACCACUGACUGUAGGUAGGAACUAGUAUAUCUGCAAUUUACAGUUCUCCUUUCGUCUGCUGUAAAACCCUGUGUACUACAGGUUGGCAGAGGUUGCCUCAUUGUUGAUGAGUUUCAUGUAAUGUGAACAGUCAGCUAACUAUUUUUAUGAGGCUCCAUUAUACAACAAAGAGUUCUUAAAAGGAGGAAAGUAAAAAUGGAGUAAUCUCAAUGCAUAUAUUUAAAAUACAUAAUCUGAAAUCACUAAGACCUACCCUGCUGCUUUUUCUGAUGAUAAAUACUAUUUGUACCUAUCAAAAACUGAUAUGUACAGACCUUAGGUUUUGCAAUUUAUUUUGUGUGAGUGUAUAAAAUUGAGUUUGUAUUUUCAGAUUUGUUUUCUUUAGUUAAACAUAAAUAUAGUUAGGACCUGAUUUUGCAAAGUGCUUAGCACCCAAUUACUCACUGAGUUUCAGGAUCAGGCCCAUUAGCUAAAAUUAAAACUGGAUCAGCCUCUUACUGGGUGCAUUCUGGUUGGUAACUUCAGUGUGGUGGAGUGCAAUAUUGUAGAAAUUCUCAGAAUACAAUAAUUUUUAUCUUGCACUGUUUGUUUUUUCUCCAUUUACCUUUGAUGUUUUACAUUCUGCAUUUCACAGGAAAAAAGAUAUAUUCAGUAUGAUAAAACAUACAGCUGGAAAUGCCACUGAGCAGGAAGUUAAGGCUACAAUCACAGUUUACAAUCCAAAUAAUCAAAGUGCAAACAAAACCACCUGCUAUCUGUUGCCCCAUACAAUAUUAUUUGCAGUGGAUAUACAAGUCUUUUUAAACUGCAUUCAUUCUAUAAUCUAAGUGCAAUUAUCUGCAGUUGAAGAAGCUACAAAUGUUAGUAUUUUAUACUAAAUGAAAAUCUGACAUAUUUAUACAGUAUUUAGAAGAAUAUAAAUAAGUGUAUUAGCUCACCUGGUUUCAUUAUGUCAGUGGGGCCUGAUCCUAUAAACUGUUAUGCAAGCAUUCCUUAUUCAUGUGAGUAAUCUCAUUCAUUCAGUUGCAUCUGUUCAUGUAUCCACAUGAGUAAGUGUUUGUGUGCUGGGCCUCUUGUGAAGAACAGUUCUGUUUGAAUGUAUUUACAUAGUAUCUUAUCUAAAGCUUUCCUAAGUUUCAGUAAAAUGUAUUGCUUUUCUAAAAAAAAUAGGUACCUUUAUACAAAGAAGGUAUUUAGCAAGUCUUUUAUUUUUAAACCCUUUUAUAAACUGUUAAAAUGUACAUGCCAAGAGCAGUGUUCUACUUAGCCAUAUUUUUGGGGAACAACUGUUUGUUUUUUAAAAAGGCAUUAAUAGUGUUUCUUAUCCAUUGUUUGUUAUGUUAAAAUGGUAUUAAUAGUACUCCAUUUUAUUUUAUUUUAUAACUGCAAUAGACAGUGAUUAUUUUGAAACCUUCAAAACCAUUGCUUCAUUGUGUUUUAAUCUGUAAUAAAUUAAUAUUUGGACUCUUUAAAAAAAAAUAAAACUGCCUCCCUU
Messenger RNA from Dermochelys coriacea (leatherback sea turtle), 9179 nucleotides. RefSeq names its product collagen type XXIII alpha 1 chain (gene COL23A1). NCBI's taxonomy places the organism in Eukaryota, Metazoa, Chordata, Testudines, Dermochelyidae. The record is from RefSeq and is a predicted model, not a curated record. Bases 526 to 2208 code for a protein of 560 amino acids. The transcript is spliced from 30 exons.